AUGUCUUUCGAAAGCGUGAUGCCUCCAUACAAUGCCUCGGAUCCAUCGGCCUCCUUUCUCAACUCCUCCUGCCUCGACUUUCUGCUCAUCGAGCUGGUGCCCAUGUCAUUCCGCGUGACGCGAGAGCUCGACAUAGCUCCGGUUGAGAGUUCCGGGGCACCAGGAGAGGCGACAUCGUCUAUUAGCCCCAGCCAGGGUGCAGCAGGAACAGGCCAGGCGUUGUCAAGUGCGAGCGGUGCCGUUAUGUCUGGCAGCGCUCGGAAGAUGGACGAGGACGAAGAAAGAGAUGCCGUUUUCUAUCGGCUUGAGACACUAGGCUAUCGAGUUGGCCAGGGACUGGUAGAGCGAUUUUCAAGAGAUAGGCCGCGAUUCAAUGAUACCCUCGACGUUAUUAAAUUCAUAUGCAAGGAUCUGUGGUCUUUAGUGUUUCGGAAGCAAGUUGACAAUCUUAAGACCAACCACAGGGGUGUCUACGUGUUGACGGACAAUUCGUUCAAACCAUUCUCUAGAAUGAGCACCGAGACCGGAGGACAGGCAGUUGUUCGUGCACAACCGUUCCUUUGGUUCCCUUGCGGAAUAGUUCGCGGGGCCCUGGCAGCAUUAGGGAUUAAUGCCACUGUUCAGGCAGAAACAAACGAGCUACCAGCUGCCAUCUUCCAGAUCAAGACGCUACCUUCAAGCACAUAG
Messenger RNA from Colletotrichum truncatum, 687 nucleotides. Its product is annotated as bet3 family protein. NCBI's taxonomy places the organism in Eukaryota, Fungi, Ascomycota, Sordariomycetes, Glomerellales, Glomerellaceae. Gene Ontology annotation, cellular component: cis-Golgi network; TRAPP complex; trans-Golgi network. Gene Ontology annotation, biological process: endoplasmic reticulum to Golgi vesicle-mediated transport; regulation of GTPase activity. The record is from RefSeq and is a predicted model, not a curated record.